UUUCAUUUCAGCUGACGAAUGUAGCAGCAAAACACAUCGGAAAGACCAAAAUGGCAAUACUUUUAGUACACUUGCGACGCCUCAUACUUCUGAUAAGCAUCGUGUAUUUGAGUGGCGCCUUUGUGCGAAAACUGCUGACAGAUUCGCGUCAGGCCUACCUGGUACACAUGAACAGCGGCAAAUCCCUUUUGUGGGCGAAACAUUUGCACUUCCAGUGGUGGGCCUACAUCUAUACGUGCUACGCCUAUAUUGUGCUGGUGAAUUAUGUGAAUAUGCGACGCUACACCACUCUGUUGGAAUACUUCUUUACAUGA
Musca vetustissima is the source of this 314-nucleotide messenger RNA. RefSeq lists its product as uncharacterized. The record is from RefSeq and is a predicted model, not a curated record. The transcript has a single exon. Lineage: Eukaryota; Metazoa; Arthropoda; Insecta; Diptera; Muscidae. Bases 51 to 314 code for a protein of 87 amino acids.